UAAAAAAUAAAACUUGGCAAGAGUCCAAUGGAAACUUUGAAGCAACCUGUCCUAUUGCAACUCUCCAGUAGACACAUCUCUCUCUCUCUCUCUAACCAGGGCCAGCACAGCUCGCUUCACUCCUAUGUAAAUGUAAUCCUCUCCUCACACUCUUGACUCUUUCUAUCCCCGCUUAUCCUCUCUCUCGCUCUCUCUCUCUCUCUCUCUCACAUCUUCAUCGUCUUCCUCCUCCGUCCGACAAUGGGCAAGGGCGGGUCUCUGAGCGACGGCGUCCUGAAGAAGAUCCUCCUCUCCUACACCUAUGUCGCGAUAUGGAUCUUCCUCAGCUUCACCGUCAUCGUCUACAACAAGUACAUCCUCGACCGCAAGAUGUACAAUUGGCCCUUCCCCAUCUCCCUCACCAUCAUCCACAUGUCCUUCUGCUCCGCUAUCGCCUUCUUCCUCAUUAAUGUCUUCCGCGUCGUCGAGCCCGUCUCCAUGUCCCGAUCCCUCUAUCUCUCCUCCGUCGUCCCCAUCGGCGCCCUCUACUCCCUCAGCCUCUGGUUCUCCAACUCCGCCUACAUCUACCUCUCCGUCUCCUUCAUCCAGAUGCUCAAAGCCCUCAUGCCCGUCGCCGUCUACUCCAUCGGCGUCCUCCUCAAGAAAGACGCCUUCAAGUCCGACACCAUGCUCAACAUGCUCUCCAUCUCCCUCGGCGUCGCCAUCGCCGCCUACGGCGAGGCCCGCUUCGAUUCCUGGGGGGUCCUCCUCCAAUUGGGCGCCGUUUGCUUCGAGGCCACCCGUCUAGUCAUGAUUCAAAUCUUGCUCGCCUCCAAAGGCAUCACACUGAAUCCCAUCACAUCCCUCUACUAUGUCGCCCCCUGCUGUCUCGUUUUCCUCUUCGUCCCCUGGGUCGUCGUCGAGUACCCUUUGCUCAGAGAUUCCGCCAAUUUCCAUUUCGAUUUUGUGAUUUUCGGGACCAAUUCCUUGUGCGCCUUCGCGCUGAAUCUGGCGGUGUUUUUGCUGGUGGGGAAGACGUCGGCGCUGACGAUGAACGUCGCCGGAGUGGUGAAGGACUGGCUCUUGAUUGCCUUCUCUUGGUCGGUGAUAAAGGACACCGUGACGCCGGUGAACUUGAUCGGAUACGGGCUUGCGUUCUUGGGAGUGGCCUACUACAACCAUUCCAAGUUGCAGGCGUUGAAGGCGAAGGAGGCGCAGAAGAAGGCGGCGCAGGCUGAUGAGGAAUCCGGCAGGCUGUUGGAGGAGAGAGGAGAAGAAGGAACAGGGAAGAAGAGUGAGUCUCAAUCUUAAUUUCAGAGUUCGUUGAAAAGAAGAAAGAUGAUGAAAAUAAAAAGAAAAACCGAAGAAGAAGGGGACAGAAAGAGGAAAGGAUUUGAGAGCUGAGGCAGAACUGCAAGAGGGAUUUGAUUCAGAGUCUCAGUUAUGCUUUUCUCUUCAGAUCAAAUUUGGGUUCGAUGUUUAUUUAAAUUUUCAGUUUCUAAGUUAAUUUGAGAUUCGGAUCUGUUGCUUAUAGUGCCAAUUCGUUUGUCCCCCCACCUUAAGAAGUUGAAUCUCAAAUACACUUUUUCAUGCA
Malania oleifera is the source of this 1573-nucleotide messenger RNA. RefSeq names its product probable sugar phosphate/phosphate translocator At5g25400. The coding region runs from base 241 to 1290 and encodes 349 amino acids. The transcript has a single exon. The record is from RefSeq and is a predicted model, not a curated record. Gene Ontology annotation, cellular component: trans-Golgi network; Golgi apparatus; endosome. Gene Ontology annotation, molecular function: antiporter activity. Lineage: Eukaryota; Viridiplantae; Streptophyta; Magnoliopsida; Santalales; Ximeniaceae.